UACAGUCGUCCCAGGAAGAGCUCCGGACCACUGCGCGUCCUGUGCCUAAAGAUUGCGCAGAGAGAAGAGGAGUAAUGGGACAGAAAGCUGCAGGUCAGUUGGACACCUCCCGCCUCCUGGUCCCCGCUCUGCUCUUGUUGGGCUGGAUCGUGGGGUGUGCGGUGGUUGUCUACUAUGUCUUUUCUUAGGGAACAAGACAAUCAUGAGAUAAUGUGGAGGAUGUACCAGCAGCACAGAACUAAAAUGAUGACAUGAAGAAUGUGUGUGCAUGCAUGUACAGUAUGUGUAUAUAUAUGUGUGUGUUUACAUUUAAUGCUCCCAGAGCGGUAGAGCAUUAUGAUUUAAAUGACUGUCCUGGUUCCAUGAUGUAAUAUGUUGUUCCAGUACACAUAAAUAUCCUGUAAUGCUUGUUUGCACCUGCUAGUAAUACUCUGUUCACUCAUUUGUGAAGGUCGUAUGACAGUACACCUC
Molecule: messenger RNA, 471 nt
Organism: Megalops cyprinoides (Indo-Pacific tarpon)
Lineage: Eukaryota; Metazoa; Chordata; Actinopteri; Elopiformes; Megalopidae
Product: sarcoplasmic/endoplasmic reticulum calcium ATPase regulator DWORF-like
Exons: 3
Coding region: 75-188 (37 amino acids)
Source: RefSeq, a predicted model, not a curated record